Molecule: messenger RNA, 360 nt
Organism: Rotaria sp. Silwood2
Lineage: Eukaryota; Metazoa; Rotifera; Eurotatoria; Philodinida; Philodinidae
Source: the annotation of a GenBank genome assembly
AUGGCUACAUUUGUUACAAAUAAUGUUCAUGGUCAAAUUAAAAUCAAAGGUGAACAAGUCGAUUUUAAUGGUGACGAAAUUCUUGAUGUAUCUGUUCGUGAUACACUUCGAUAUGAUGCUGAAUGUAUUAUAUUAGGUUCAACGAAUAUACGUUUACAUAAAGAACAACAAAUGCCAAUUAAAUAUCAAUGUUAUUAUGAUCCAAAUAAAGCACAUAUGAAAUUUGAACAAAUUAAAUCAAUACCAGGGGGAAUAACUCUAUCAGCAAGUAUUGAACGAAAUGGACAAUUAUUAUAUGCAAACGAUACAGAUCUUCCAUUAGCAGAAGAAGUCAAUAUUGAAUUAGUUAAAAUUGAAUAA